AUUGCAGUCAUUCUACUUAGCAGGGUGUUUGGUUUGUAUUAUCCUUCAAGGUCUCCGUGCAGCACCAGUGAGGCUGCGAUUUGUAUGUGCUGCGGAUGUUUGGCUUUCUCCUGCAAUGUGGAAUAGUAGGAAGCAUCCUUUUUGGAUAAUUACAUUUUUCCUCUGCUUUGGUUUCAUCCUCAUGGAAGCGCCUGCUGAAUCCCGCCAUGAGGAGACCAACCAGACUUACAACCACAGAGGGCUCUUGCAAACUCUUCAUACUUUCCUCCCUGGAAAUGAGACCGAGCUCCGCAGGAACAGCUCAAAGGAGAUUUUAACUCUGUUGCUGGAAAUGGUUGAAUGUCCUGGAAACUUAAAUGGCAAGCAGCAAACAUGUGCUCGGUGUCUUCAAGCUGAUACCCUUCUGUCAAUGGCCGGAAAAGAGCUUGGGAAUAAAUUAGAUGAUGAUACAUUGCAGAAAGUAUCAGUCAUUCUGUUGUAUUAUAUAUUGAAUAAAAAAGACUUUUGCUCUUCACAAACUGGUAUUCUCAACAUGGACUACCUAUUCUACCGCAACAGUAUACUCAACCUACACAAGGACGAAGACUGUCAUUAUCUGUCAGCUAAUGAGUUAGAGGAUCUCUUACUAAAGGCAAAGCAUCAUUUUCAAAUAUCUGAUGGGCCAAGGUGUACAGAUUUGCAUUCUCUGGAGAGAAUGUUUGGCGUGUUGCACAAUAUUGAUGAACUGACGCUUCCUAGACUCGCAGAAGUGAUUCUCACAUCAUCCAUUCAGCAUACUUGUUUCAGAAGAGAGAUAUUGCCCAAUGCAAACUACUUUACCAAUUCCAUUUUCAAAUCCUUAAACAGAACUAGUGAGCUGUUUGCUAGAGAUAUAGAUGAACUUAUUGGAAGACUUAAAUUAGUAAUGACCUGCACCAAGACAGACCACAACCAUAGGAGGAAGGUGAGAAGUCUUGUAAUCCCGGGAACGAACCAUGAGCAGUUACCUGUUCCUGCAAUGGAAACUGAUGAAGAACCAAAGGACGGGCAUAAUUAUGUCCCUGAGCCCCAGGGUCACUCGGCAGGAUGGAAUCAGGGCCAGCCUUGUUUUACUGCAUACGAGCUUGUGAAGAUAUUUCUGCGUAACAGCCGCUCUCCAGUUUCUCAGGAGCACUUCAAGCAAAUCAGCCCGGCUAUUAUUCAUCAUCUUCUGUCUUGCACGUGUCCAGAAGAGGACUACACAAGUACUCAACUCCCCCCUCCCACCACUCUUGAAAGAUAUGGGUACAGCACAAUAGCCGUGCUGCUUCUGACACUGGGAUCCAUGCUUGGUGCUACUCUUAUCAUCUUCAGUUCUUGUGAGGAGAGCUACAAACUCAUCUUACAGCUGUUUGUGGGACUGGCUGUCGGGACUCUCUCUGGUGAUGCCUUGCUGCACCUUAUUCCUCAGGUUCUAGGUAUCCAUGAAAAUAUUUCCCAUGACCAUCAUGGACAAGAUGGAGAACUGUACUUAGAAGAAAAACAAUAUUUAUGGAAGAUAAUGGGGAUGAUUGGCGGCAUUCAUGGGUUUUUCCUCAUCAACAAGCUUUGCUUUCUUCUUGUUUCGUCCACAAGACAGGGUCUGUCCUUAGUGAACGGGCACCUGACGCAUUCCCAUGACCUGGCAUUAGACUCCCAUUUGAAUGAUCAGUCAAGAAAAGCUAAAUCCACUUCUACUAUUCAGCUGAGAAGUCCUGAAGACUGUGAGCCGUCAGAGGCCGCUAUACCGGAUAUUACUCCAGUCAGUCGGAGAGUAAGGAAAAAACAUAAAGGAGUUACCUUGUUAGCCAUAAUGAUCUUAGUGGGAGACAGCCUGCAUAACUUUGCUGAUGGGAUGGUAAUUGGCUCUGCGUUCUCAUCUUCAACUGAAACCGGCGUAGCAACCACUAUAGCCAUUCUAUGUCAUGAGAUCCCCCAUGAAAUGGGUGAUUUUGCAGUGCUUUUGAACACGGGGCUUUCAGCAAAAAUUGCUUUUCUGAUGAACUUUAUAAGUGCUUUAACAGCCUUUGUCGGUCUCUACAUUGGCCUUUCGGUGUCCAGCAACCCUGAUGUACAGAUCUGGAUAUUUGCUGUCACGGCAGGAAUGUUCCUAUAUCUGUCACUAGUAGAAAUGCUUCCUGAAAUGACUCAUAUUCAGACACAGAGACCCUGGCUGAUGUUCUUCCUGCAAAACCUAGGACUGCUUCUUGGAUGGCUAUGCCUGUUGCUAUUAGCAAUUUAUGAACAUAAAAUUAAACUAUAGCAUGUACAGUA
Pseudophryne corroboree (corroboree frog) is the source of this 2271-nucleotide messenger RNA. RefSeq names its product solute carrier family 39 member 12 (gene SLC39A12). Gene Ontology annotation, molecular function: monoatomic cation:bicarbonate symporter activity; zinc ion transmembrane transporter activity. The record is from RefSeq and is a predicted model, not a curated record. Gene Ontology annotation, cellular component: plasma membrane. The transcript is spliced from 12 exons. Bases 116 to 2260 code for a protein of 714 amino acids. Gene Ontology annotation, biological process: intracellular monoatomic cation homeostasis; zinc ion import across plasma membrane. Lineage: Eukaryota; Metazoa; Chordata; Amphibia; Anura; Myobatrachidae.